CCCAGAAGCUGUCAGACAAUUCAAUUCUAAAGCCGACAAAAGGCAUUAUAUUUAUCCUUCCUGCACUGAAGGCAUGGAAAUAGAGGAUUAUGCAUGGAUGGCAAAUUACAAUCAAAGAGCCUUGCUGGUCAGGGUUCUAUGCAAUUUAGAAGACACACAAUGUUGCAGGUCACAGGACAAUACAAUUGAAAGUGUAAAAUUUUUCACUAGAGAAAAGGAUCAGUCUGAGACAUCAGAAGUAGUGUAUGAUUGCCACGAUUCCUUUGAUCAAAGACCCUUGGAUAAUUUUUAUGAGACAAUAAACUCUUUUUUGGAACCAUUUGAGCAAUCUGAUAUUACAUCAGAAUACUGGAAGGAUAUAUUCAGAUGUCUAGAGCUAUAUGACUUUAAGUAUGAAAAAGUUGACAAAGUAGAAAUGUGGUUACCCAAAAAGAAUCCAAUGUCUGACAAGGACUUAGAAGAGGCAUAUGCAAAGAUGUCAACAGAACAGAGACAAUAUGUUUCAUCAUUUAAGACAGCAUUACAAACAGAUAUGAAUAAUGGUCGAGCUAAAAACUGGAUUGAGGUAUUGAUGAAAAUACUUCUGAGAUGUCUUGGGAGUGAUGAUAUGUGUGGCUCUGCCACAAAUCGGCAUGACAGCAUCAACACUGCAUUGGAGACGGUUUUUGGCGAUCUUGAUACCCCGUUCACACAGAUGGAGUAUAAUGCACCUUACUCUAGUACACCCUCAAGUACCUCUUCAUCUUUAUCAAGCCAGUCUUCAUUAAAUCUGGAGUCAUCAGAAACUGAAUCUUCACCGGGUUGUAUAGAGGAAGUCAAGGUUUCAAGACACACAAUAGUUCCAGAUUACUGUGUCGUGCUGCCUAAUUUUCCUGGUAUCUUUCCAAUAGUUUUUGAACUGAAACGUGCACAUCAGGAAUCUCAUGCAAUCUUCCAAAAUAUACAACAAAUGUUGUCUAAACUUUUCUACCAGGAUGUUGUGUUUGGCAUAGUUGUUUCACCCAGAUUAUUUCAACUAUCAGUUAUUAUAAAACAGGGAAAAGAUCUUCAUUUUGCAAGUACAAACAAUAUUUACAUUUACAAAAAUAAGAAUCAAGUUAAAACACUUGAUUUGGGAGAAUUGAAUAAAAUGUAUACUUUUAUUUAUCGAGUGUUAAAGUGGGCAAGGAAAACUAAAUGCUUGUUGAAAAGUCAGGACAGAUGUGAGGGAAAAGAGGACAGCUGUAAUGGAAAAGGAUGAAUUUAAAAAACCCUCAACAAUAUUUUUUUUUCAAGUCAGAAAUUUCACAGUUAAUAGAUGUAUAAGAGACUAAGUUUGAUCAAGGAUUUGUAUAUAGUGUUUGCAAUUAUCGGUUUAUUACACUAUUUGACACAUCUAGUAACAUCACAUGACUCUUAAGGAAUACUUUACAAGUCCAGAAGAUGGCAUUGAAUGUAACAUACAGGAUUUCUUUCUUCAUUAAAUUUGAGCAAAUUAGUGCGUAAAAAUACAUUAAAAGAAAAAAAAUAUAUUACAAUUUAUAGAUUGGGCACAUUUUUAGGUCCAUUAAAGCAUUGAGACAAAUAUUUCCAUGCAAAAACUACCAUAUUAAUGAAAUUAAAAGUUAUGAUUAUCCAAUUUCAAGUAAACUAUAUUAUGGACUUUGAUAAAUAACCUGGUCACUGACUGAUAUUUUAUAUGCAAGAAUUUGCAUAACUUAAAUGCAAUAUUAAAAUUUACUAUUAAAA
Messenger RNA from Mytilus californianus (California mussel), 1728 nucleotides. RefSeq lists its product as uncharacterized. Bases 74 to 1240 code for a protein of 388 amino acids. The record is from RefSeq and is a predicted model, not a curated record. Lineage: Eukaryota; Metazoa; Mollusca; Bivalvia; Mytilida; Mytilidae. The transcript is spliced from 3 exons.